Electrophorus electricus (electric eel) is the source of this 1799-nucleotide messenger RNA. RefSeq names its product fructose-1,6-bisphosphatase 1b (gene fbp1b). Lineage: Eukaryota; Metazoa; Chordata; Actinopteri; Gymnotiformes; Gymnotidae. The record is from RefSeq and is a predicted model, not a curated record. Gene Ontology annotation, molecular function: fructose 1,6-bisphosphate 1-phosphatase activity. Gene Ontology annotation, cellular component: cytosol; cytoplasm. Gene Ontology annotation, biological process: gluconeogenesis; fructose 1,6-bisphosphate metabolic process; fructose metabolic process.
UAUAGCUGAGUGUCUGAUUUGUAGUACAAACUACAUUGUACCUCUACAAACCACAACUCACAAUGUCAGAUCGAGGCGCCUUCGACACCAAUGUGGUUACACUGACCAGGUUUGUCCUGGAAGAGGGUCGGAAGGCCAAGGGGACAGGAGAAUUGACCACGCUGCUCAAUUCUAUGUGCACAGCCAUUAAAGCUAUCUCCUCUGCUGUCAGAAAAGCAGGAAUUGCUAACUUGUAUGGCAUUGCAGGAAGCACAAACGUAACUGGAGACCAAGUAAAGAAACUGGAUGUCUUGUCCAAUGACCUGGUCAUCAACAUGAUCAAGUCUUCCUUUACUUCUUGUGUGCUGGUUUCUGAGGAGAAUGAGAAAGCCAUUAUUGUAGAGCCAGAAAGAAGGGGUAAAUAUGUAAUUUGCUUUGACCCUCUGGAUGGAUCUUCAAACAUCGACUGUCUAGCAUCAAUUGGAACUAUUUUUGCCAUUUACAGAAAGGACAAUGACAGUGAACCCACAGAGAAGGAUGCUUUGCAGGCUGGUAGAAACAUUGUUGCUGCUGGUUAUGCCCUCUAUGGCAGUGCCACCAUGCUGGUUCUCUCCACAGGUGCAGGGGUCAACAGCUUCAUGCUCGACCCAGCUAUUGGGGAAUUUAUUUUGGUGGACCGGGAUGUUAAGAUUAAGAAGAAGGGAAAGAUCUACAGUCUUAACGAAGGCUAUGCUCAGCAUUUUUACCCAGAUGUCACAGAGUAUCUACAAAAGAAAAAAUUCCCAGAGGAUAGCAGUUCACCCUAUGGAGGACGCUAUGUGGGAUCCAUGGUAGCUGAUGUUCACAGGACACUGGUCUAUGGAGGGAUCUUCCUGUAUCCAGCUAACGUCAAAAGUCCAAAGGGCAAGCUGAGGCUGCUUUAUGAGUGCAAUCCUAUGGCCUUCAUCAUGGAGCAGGCAGGAGGAAUGGCCACCACUGGAGACAGGAAUGUACUGGAUAUCCAGCCUGAGAACAUACACCAGAGGGUUCCUAUUGUGCUAGGUUCCCCUGAUGACGUAAAAGAGUAUAUUUCAAUUUACAAGAAGCAUGCUAAGUAAAACAUCCAUGGGUUAUCUAUAAAUCACUAGCCACAGACCCCUCCACACUUUAAAAAAAAACAAAACAGUAAAGACAACCUAAAGCAAAAAAGCUGUAGUAUAAAGUAUAACUGGGAUCUAAAAUAGAGAGCGGAAUAUACAUUAUCUGGAAUGUGUUGCAUUGGUUGUGUGGAGUUACCCCAGUCAUCUCACCUUCUUGUAUUAUAUCAUUUUGUUAAUGAAUGUGUGUAUUUGAAACAUCCCUGGUCACAUCAAGCACUUUCCACUAUUCGCAUUAUGUGCCAUAACCAUGUAAGCAUGAAGGGUAUAUUUUGAAUUUAAAAAAAUAAUAAAAACAUUACAAACACAUUGGAAUAGAUAAAAGUUACUUCAUAAUUUUCUUAAUUUUGCUUACCAGAGUCAUCAGAGAUUCUCUUUCUUGCUGGGAGGCACUAAACCUGAAGGUGGCAGUAGUCUGUCACAGUUCCUUCUUUAUGUAGGUUUACUUUACAGAUGUGGUUGAAGUUUUAUCUUUGGUGAAAAUGUGCUGGUACUUCAGAAAAGUUAAAAAUCAGCUGGAACCUUUCAGUAGUCUAUGCAUGUCGAACAUGAGCUUAUCAUUAUUACCUUAAGAUUUGGUACAGUAGGAAUUCAACAUAAAGCAUAAAGUAAAAAAGGGGGAAAAAAAGAAAGCUAAAUAUUAUUCCAAACUAUAGUUAUUAUACAGCAGGUGAAAUAAGUAUU